This is a messenger RNA of Saxophila tyrrhenica, 1113 nucleotides long. RefSeq names its product catabolic L-serine/threonine dehydratase. The record is from RefSeq and is a predicted model, not a curated record. Gene Ontology annotation, molecular function: pyridoxal phosphate binding; L-serine ammonia-lyase activity; threonine deaminase activity. The transcript is spliced from 2 exons. Bases 1 to 1113 code for a protein of 370 amino acids. Gene Ontology annotation, biological process: L-threonine catabolic process; L-serine catabolic process. NCBI's taxonomy places the organism in Eukaryota, Fungi, Ascomycota, Dothideomycetes, Mycosphaerellales, Extremaceae.
AUGGCCACAACAGCCGAAAAGAUCCCGUGGAUCGAAACACCAUUGAUCAAGUCACAACGACUUUCCGAAAUAGCAGAAUGGUUCAUCCCCCAACCAAUUACCCCAACAUCCCCCUCCCAAGUACAAGCUCACAAAGUCUCCAGCAACAUCUUCCUCAAACUCGAAAACCUCCAACCCUCCGGGUCCUUCAAAUCCCGCGGCAUCGGCAACUUCAUGCUCGCCGCCCUACAUCGCCACCAAGAUCCCGUCCACUUCUACUGCUCCUCCGGCGGCAAUGCGGGCCUAGCGUGCGUCCACGCCGCCGUCACUCUCAAAUGCCCUGCGACCAUUGUCGUCCCUUUGAGCACGUCGGCGUUUAUGGUGGAGAAGCUGCGGGCAGCUGGGGCGGAGGAUGUCGUGCAGACGGGGGAGUCGUGGGCGGAGGCGGAUCGGCAUUUGAGGGAGGUAUUGAUGGCGGAGGCGGGGGAGGGGGCGGUGUAUGUGCCGCCGUUUGAUGCGGAGGAGAUUUGGGAGGGGAAUGCGACGAUGGUGGGGGAGAUUUUGGAGCAGUUGGAAGGUGUUGGGAGGCAUUAUCCACUCACACGAGAUGAAGCUGGAAACGGAGUGAACGGUGCCGAGAAUAAUCCAGGAAGCUUACCUGACGCCAUAAUCUGCAGCGUAGGAGGUGGUGGCCUAAUGAACGGCAUCUGCCAGGGAAUCGACUCAGCCGGCCUCUCCUCGCGGACCAAAGUCAUCGCCAUGGAGACAUUCGGCGCCGACUCGCUCAAUCAAGCCAUCAAGAAGAAGGAACUCGUCACCCUCCCCGGCAUCACGAGUAUCGCCACCAGUCUCGGAGCGCGGACAUACGGCCUGCGAGAUAUGGUGGUGUCGAGCGUAGCGUCAGACACAGCAGCAGUGGAAGCGUGCCGGAGGAUAGCAGAGGAGCAGAGGUUGUUGGUUGAGGUUGCUUGUGGUGUCUGUUUGACGCCGAUCUAUGAUGGUAGCUUAGCUACGCUGUUACCCAAUCUCCAACCCGCAUUUAACGUCGUCGUUGUGGUGUGCGGCGGGAGCAACAUCUCUUUGGAGAUUCUAGCGGAGUAUGUAAAGAAAUUCCCAUACGAGGGCAGAUCAUGA